This is a messenger RNA of Paramecium octaurelia, 279 nucleotides long. The record is from the annotation of a GenBank genome assembly. NCBI's taxonomy places the organism in Eukaryota, Ciliophora, Oligohymenophorea, Peniculida, Parameciidae.
AUGUUUUUAUCAUCAAUAUAAUAUUUUUUUAAAAUUUUAAAUAUCAAGAAAAAGAGGCAAUUCAGUUCCAAAGCUUCUAAAGGGUCUUAACGUUCAAUAUCACCCAGAAAAGACAGCUAUAAAGACUCUUCUGAAUGCUUGAUUAGGACAUUUUUGACAAGGGGGAGUGAACGACCCUAUUUUGAAAGCAUUAUUCAUAGAUAGUUCCAAACCUAAAUUAGAAGAGACAGAUUAUGACUUGGCUAUUAAAAGACUGAAAAGUUGCUGGCUAGAAAGAAA